Cloeon dipterum is the source of this 690-nucleotide messenger RNA. RefSeq names its product poly [ADP-ribose] polymerase tankyrase-2-like. The transcript is spliced from 4 exons. The record is from RefSeq and is a predicted model, not a curated record. Gene Ontology annotation, cellular component: nucleus. Gene Ontology annotation, molecular function: NAD+ poly-ADP-ribosyltransferase activity; NAD+-protein mono-ADP-ribosyltransferase activity. The coding region runs from base 1 to 645 and encodes 214 amino acids. Lineage: Eukaryota; Metazoa; Arthropoda; Insecta; Ephemeroptera; Baetidae.
AUGAGCAGAAGGUGGUACGACGGAAUCCAAUUGGAGGAGCUUAAGAGGGACCAACCUGCUUUCAAAUACGUGGAAGACAAAAUGAAAAACACCAUCGUGCACAAAGAAGUGACAGGUUACCAAAUUCAAAAAAUUUACCGCCUCAACAACAAAUACACAUGGUCGCAUUACAAGAAUCGAAGAGCGGCAAUUUCCGAAGAAAUGGGAGGACGUCACGUGGAGGAAAAGAGGCUUUUCCACGGCUCACCAAAGGCCGACACCAUUGCUAAAGAAGGAUUUGACCGCGGAUUUGCCAAGGAUUCGUGCAUGUUUGGGAGCGGGGUGUACUUCGCGGAGCACUCCUCAAAAAGCAACAACUUCGCGUUCGGCAACCACCAGCCUUGCCCGACGCACAACAACAAAAAGUGUAGCAUUUGCGUGCGCAGCGUCCUCCUCUGCAAGGUUGCCCUGGGCCGGAUUUAUGAGACGACCCUGUCAACCGUAUCGGCGCUGCCUGCAGGUUACCACUCGGUCAAAGCCAAUCCUGGACUUCUUCUCCUGUUCCCUGAGUACAUCAUUUACGAUGAUAAACAGGUUUACCCUAGAUUCUUGAUCGAGUAUACAACUGACUACGCUUCUGACGGACCUUCGUGCACUAUUGUUUGAUUUUUUAUAUGAUAAAUCAAAUCCGAAAAUAUUAUUUGAUCUGCC